AUGCUUCCCGGAUCCAUCUUCUCAUUCGCCACCGCGGGUGGCACCUUCUUCUUCCUCCUCUUCCUCGUAAACCUCGUCUUCUUCCGGCUCAUACAUAUGGUUCCCACCACCGAGUCCCCAUCAGUAGCAGCAGCAGAACUUGCCCGCUCCGGCUGCCGUUCUACAGAUGCCCUCUGCGUUCCCUGGAUCACUAGGCUCCUGUUUGGUCUGCUCGAGGUCUCCACCGCGGCCCGCUACCUCAUCGCUUGGGUGUCCUGGCUGCAACCUCUCAUUAUCCUGCCCCUU
Messenger RNA from Dibothriocephalus latus, 285 nucleotides. The record is from the annotation of a GenBank genome assembly. NCBI's taxonomy places the organism in Eukaryota, Metazoa, Platyhelminthes, Cestoda, Diphyllobothriidea, Diphyllobothriidae.